AAUUCCCAUGACUAGCCAUUUCUCCCAUUUGUAUCUCUCUUCUUCUCUAUAAUCCCCCUCAGUAAACACUCCAUACAUACCAUGGCCCCAGCUCACAAGCAUCUUUUGAACACUCCCCAGACCCUCGUCGUCGACUCGCUAAAGGGCCUGGCUACCGUCAACCCCAACGUCAAGCUCGAUGAAGCCCAAAGAGUCAUCUACACCCCCGCAUCCGACCGGGUCGCCUUGCUCUCUGGCGGUGGGUCCGGCCAUGAACCCGCCCACGCCGCCUUUGUCGGCCCUGGUCUCCUCUCCGCCGCCAUCUCUGGCUCUGUCUUUGCCUCGCCCAACGUCGCUCAGAUCCGACGUGGUCUCGAGCUCGUCACGCGGGAAAAGGGCGGCCUGGUGGUGGUCAUGAACUAUACCGGCGAUGCGCUGCAUUUCGGGUUGGCAGCAGAGCAGCAUAGGAGUGCGGGUAAGGUGGGGGAUGUCAGGGUGUUGCUGGUAGGGGACGACGUGGCUGUAGGGAGGGAGCAGGGGAGUAUUGUCGGGCGUCGAGGUCUUGCGGGGACUAUACUCGUGUACAAGGUAGCUUCGGCGCUGUCCGACAAGGGCGAGAGCCUUGACGCUGUCGAGGAUGUUGCCAAGUUUGUCGCCUCCAGGCUCGGCAGUCUUGGUGUCGGCCUCGAACACUGUCAUGUCCCUGGUACCCGAGCCGGUGAAUCUCACUUGUCUGCGAAAGAGAUUGAGCUCGGCAUGGGUAUUCACAACGAGCCCGGCACGUCAAAGCUCGACCUGUCGACAGUCGCCAACCUCGUCUCUCACAUGCUCACGCAGAUCACCGACACCAAAGACAAGGACAGGUCGUUUGUCCCAUUUAAGCACGAUGGCACCGAUGAGGUUGUGCUUCUGGUGAACAACUUGGGAGCUAUAAGCGAGCUUGAGCUGGGCGGUAUCACCAACGAAGCGGCCAAGUGGCUCCAAGCAAACAAAAUCAAGCUCCGCCGAGUACUCGCUGGAACCUACAUGACAUCCCUCAACAUGCCAGGUUUCUCCUUGACCCUUCUCCUCCUCCCAUCUGCCUCUGAAAAGUCGACAUACUCUUCAGAACAGAUCCUCGAGUACCUCGACGCUCCUGCCAGUGCCCCUGGGUGGUCAUUCUAUGCCGCUCAGGAGCCUGGGGUGAUUGGUGAGAAGGUGGCGGAAGAGGCUCAGGUGGCUCCUCCUGGAGACGAGUCCAAGCUGCCCGCUUCCGACGCUCAAUCUCUCCUCUCGGCCAUCACCCGCGCCUGCAAAGCCCUCAUCGCCGCAGAGCCCGAGCUCACCGAGCAAGACCAGAUCGCCGGUGACGGAGAUGCUGGGCUCACCCUCGAAGCCGGUGCCAAGGGCGUGCUCAAGGCUAUUGAGCAGGGCAGGCUGAGCGGGAAGAAUGUCAUUGAUGACGUGAGAGUUAUUGCAGAGGUCGUAGAGGAGGACAUGGGUGGGACUUCUGGGGCUUUGUACUCUAUCUUCUUUGCUGGGUUGGGUAAGGGUCUGAGAGACCAGGCCGCUGCUGGAGCCGAGACUACAUCACCCGCAAUCUGGAGCAAGGCCGCCGCCGAUGCUCUCACCACUCUCUACAAAUACACCCGAGCUCGUCCCCCAUCUCGAACCCUCGUUGACCCUCUGCAAGCCUUCAUCACGUCCCUUCCCUCCAAGGGUCUCUCGUCGUCCGCUGAGGAUGCCCUUGUAGCAGCCGACAAGACCAAGGAGCUCGUUGCCAAGGCUGGUAGGGGAGCGUAUGUCAACCAGGAAGAUUUGAAAAAGAGGGAGGUGCCGGACCCUGGAGCGUGGGGUAUCUGGAGAAUUGUGGACGGGCUGAGAGGUUUUGAGGUUUGAAACGUGGUACGGGAGUGAAUGGACAUUCUGGUAUGAAAAAUGAGAGCGGUGUUCGCUUAUCUGGAAGUUUGGGCCAUGUACAAUCUCUGGUGCAAUGCAAGAUGCAACUCAUGGAAGAAAGGUCAAAACAAUCGCGCGCACGCGCCACACGAUCCGUAUCGCCGUAAUCCCGUGUCUCCACUCUCCUAUAAAUUUCAAGCCAACAACACUCUUUCUUCUUCUUCAUCAAGG
This is a messenger RNA of Cryptococcus amylolentus CBS 6039, 2088 nucleotides long. Its product is annotated as dihydroxyacetone kinase. Gene Ontology annotation, biological process: glycerol catabolic process. The transcript is spliced from 9 exons. Gene Ontology annotation, molecular function: ATP binding; glycerone kinase activity. The record is from RefSeq and is a predicted model, not a curated record. The coding region runs from base 82 to 1857 and encodes 591 amino acids. Gene Ontology annotation, cellular component: cytosol. NCBI's taxonomy places the organism in Eukaryota, Fungi, Basidiomycota, Tremellomycetes, Tremellales, Cryptococcaceae.